Messenger RNA from Lentinula edodes (shiitake mushroom), 630 nucleotides. RefSeq lists its product as uncharacterized. Bases 1 to 630 code for a protein of 209 amino acids. Lineage: Eukaryota; Fungi; Basidiomycota; Agaricomycetes; Agaricales; Omphalotaceae. The transcript is spliced from 4 exons. The record is from RefSeq and is a predicted model, not a curated record.
AUGUUAUCGCUCCUGCUCCGUGAAAAAGUAUUUGUACUGCAGUUUUCUCCGUUGGAUCUCAAUGCUUAUCAACGUCUUUUUCAUCAGCUUGUAGGAGAAGCAUGUUGGGCGUUCUUAUUCGGUAUCAUAAUUGGUCCUUACGGCGCAAAUAUUUUCCUCAUUCCCAACUUGAACUUUCUUUCCUCCCUCGCUGUCGCUGCAUUUUCGCGGCAGCAGUUGUCGGCGGUCAAUAUGCAGAAAAACACAUUCCAGCACACAUUCGACAUCUUUUGGAAGCGGAAAGUGGCUGCAAUGACGGCGCGGCCUUUCCCAUUCUUUGAUUGGUUCUUGUCACUUUGGUUAUGUAUUGGUGAAAACCUAGCGCCGAAAUACUGUUUCCCGGAGAGGAGCCAGAGGCAUUGUCAAAAUGACAAGAAGGUCCCCACCGUGUUCUAUGAGCGGCGUGCAGGUUCCGAGGAAGAGGUCGAGGUUGAAGUCAUCAAGAAUUACGGCCCACCCGAUGCCCACUCUUCAUUGUUUCAGGGCGAGCGUGCGGAAGCCCAAAGACACUUCAAAGAGGAUCUAGGUCGCCUACGAAAAGCGGUGGAUGACAAUCCGGCGGAGACUAGAAGAAGGCAGAAAAAGAUGUGA